GUUCUUGAUUCUUAAAAACUCUUUCUCAAUUUUCAUUGAUCCAUGGCUAUAAUUUCAGACUUCCAAGAAGAACAAAACCAAACUGAAACCAAAGUCACCACACCACCCUCUGAGUCAUCAUCAUCGCUCAAGGCAGAAGAGAAAAAGGUCAAGGUGGAGGAGGACAAAGGGAAAGGCUCGAAAUUAGUUCCGAACAAAGGGAAUGGGCUUGAUCUGGAAAAGUACUCAUGGACACAGAGCCUGCAAGAGGUUAAUAUAGUGAUCCCAGUGCCUGCCGGAACUAAAUCAAGGGAUAUUGUGUACGAGGCAAAGGCGAAGCAUCUCAAGUUUGGACUCAAGGGUCAGCCAGCUCCUAUUAUCGACGGUGAUCUGUUUCAGUCUAUCAAGCCCGAUGAGUGUUUGUGGAGCAUAGAGGAUCAGAGUGCUGUCUCUAUUCUCUUGACAAAGCAAAACCAAACGGACUGGUGGAAGUCUUUGUUGAAAGGUGAUCCGGAGAUUGACACUCAAAAGGUUGAACCUGAGCCCAGCAAACUGUCCGACCUGGAUUCCGAGACGCGCCGGACGGUUGAGAAGAUGAUGUUUGAUCAGAGGCAGAAGCAGAUGGGGCGUCCUACUAGUGAUGAGAUGCAGCAGCAGGAGUUGUUGAAGAAGUUCAUGGAACAGAAUCCGAACAUGGACUUUUCAAAGGUUAAGAUGAUGCAAUAAACAGUAAUUCCCGCUCUUUUAGAUCGAUGUUACUUGAUCCGACUUUCUUUU
Messenger RNA from Rosa chinensis, 756 nucleotides. Its product is annotated as protein BOBBER 1. The record is from RefSeq and is a predicted model, not a curated record. NCBI's taxonomy places the organism in Eukaryota, Viridiplantae, Streptophyta, Magnoliopsida, Rosales, Rosaceae. The coding region runs from base 43 to 705 and encodes 220 amino acids. Gene Ontology annotation, cellular component: cytoplasm. Gene Ontology annotation, biological process: protein folding. The transcript has a single exon.